AUGGUUUUAUCGCAUUUGUGUUUUUACCUCUUCAGUUUCGUGGUAAUUUGUGUCAUUUGUUUUUGUAUUUCCUGGACCUGUAUGUUUCUGUUUUUAUAUGAUUUAAAGUUCCUCUCUUCCGAUUACGCCGAUUCAUAUCGGGAUUGGCGGUAUAAUGGUUGUUGUUUCACUUCCAGCGCUUCCCAUUCUGCGAUGAACUGUGCGUUUGCUUCCUCAAAACCAAGUAGAAAAUCUCUUUUCCACGGCAAGGUGAAGGUGACCAUAGGCAAGCGGGGAAAGGUCUCCCAAGUAAUAGAUCUAUUUGGGGCCCAUUUUUACCACAAGUAUGUCGUUUUCUACUGA
Molecule: messenger RNA, 342 nt
Organism: Trypanosoma theileri
Lineage: Eukaryota; Euglenozoa; Kinetoplastea; Trypanosomatida; Trypanosomatidae
Exons: 1
Coding region: 1-342 (113 amino acids)
Source: RefSeq, a predicted model, not a curated record